AUGCAACAUUGGAUAUUCACUUGUGUUUUCCUGUCCUUGACUGCGCUUGCAGUCGCUCUUCUUCAACAGCCUAAAGAUGUCAUCAGCUUCAGCGAGGAGGAAGGUGAAAAACUCGAUUUUUGGCUACAUAAGUUGAUCCAGGAAAAAUCAAAACGCUUGACAACAUUCAAGUACAACAACUGUGGAGACCCAACCAAAGAAGUGGCAAACAUCACAACACUCAUCAUAGGACCAGAUCCAUUGGUAUUCCCAGGUCCUCUCAGAGUGCAGUUCUCUGGGAUCGCUAAACAAACGAUCCAGUCACCAGUCAGGGUUGCUCUCGUGCUGGAAGUCAAGGUGGGAAGCAUCUGGGUGAAGAUACCUUGCAUACAAAAUCUGGGAUCGUGUACAUACGAGGACCUCUGUGAGCUGCUGGCUCAGAUCACUGAGUGUCCGGCACCGCUGGUCAGUGCUGGCAUUCCCUGUGCAUGUCCGUAUAAACAGGGACCUUACAGCCUGCCCCAGGCAGAGUUUGACAUCUUGGUUGCCCUGUUUCCCGCUGGAGACUACCACGCCGUGGCUAACGUGACCAAUGGCGUGACCUCCAUUGCUUGUGUGGAGCUAUUUGUCACGUUUGGUUAA
Molecule: messenger RNA, 621 nt
Organism: Candidula unifasciata
Lineage: Eukaryota; Metazoa; Mollusca; Gastropoda; Stylommatophora; Geomitridae
Source: the annotation of a GenBank genome assembly